CUGGUAGGGGAGCUUCUUUAAGGGAGAAGGCUGCCCUAGGAAUUAACAUUCUUUCUCUCCUUAUUCCACUUGCGCAGGCUUUAAUUUAAAGCCACGGAAGCACAUGUACGGGCUGUCUGUCCUCUCCACGGCCAUGAAGAAGACGGGGAGGGGCGGAACCCCUCCUUGUUGCCGCUCCACCGAGUGGCCGCGUCCAUUCUGUGCCGGUGGUCGGAUUUAAGGAGUGGGGAAAAGUUAGCUUUAGGGAUCGCAGAGCGUGGUGACCCCCAUGGCCCCGCUCGGAGGCGUACCGGGGCUGGUGCUGCUGUUCAGCGGGAAGAGGAAAUCCGGGAAGGACUUCGUGACCGAGGCGCUUCAGAGCAGGCUAGGGGCUGACGUGUGUGCUGUCCUCCGGCUCUCCGGUCCACUCAAGGAGCAGUACGCUCAGGAGCACGGCUUGGACUUCCAGAGACUCCUGGAUGCCAGCACCUACAAGGAGGCCUAUCGGAGGGACAUGAUCCGCUGGGGCGAGGAGAAGCGCCAGGCUGACCCAGGCUUCUUCUGCAGGAAGAUUGUGGAGGGUGUCUGCCAGCCUGUCUGGCUGGUGAGUGAUACACGGAGGGUGUCUGACAUCCAGUGGUUUCAGGAGGCCUAUGGGGCUGUGACACAGACGGUCCGUGUGGUGGCCACAGAGGAGAGCCGGCAGCAGCGGGGCUGGGUGUUCACACCAGGGGUGGACGACGCUGAGUCAGAGUGUGGCCUGGACAACUUCGGGACCUUCGAUUGGGUCAUUGAGAACCACGGGGAUGAGCAGCGCCUGGAGGAGCAGUUGGAGCACCUGGUAGAAUUUGUCCACUCCAGACUUUAGCCGGCAGGUUCUCGGAGCAAGCCGGGGGCCUCUGGGGUGAGGGUGGGCUGACUGUGACGGACAUGCGGUUGCUGAUGCUGGCCAAGGUUGGGGAACAGACAGAGGGCCUGGGUCAAGCUUUCUGGGGGCUGAUAGAUGUCAGACAAGUUAAGAAACCACCAGGGACCUCAUUUCGUCAUGAAAAGGACAGCCCUACCUCUUUACGAGGAGGCUUAAAGGACAGAGGGAGGGAGUUGGCUGCGUUUGAAGCAGAAGCGUCACCAUCUCCACAGGUACCAGGCUUGUCAGCCGGGGGUGGCCGUGAUUCCCUGACUGGAUGUUCUCAGCCCCUUGUUCUGAGCAGGAGCCUGGGGCUCCCCAGUGUGGAUAUAUUAAACCUCUCUGGAGCACCUGCUCAGAA
Cervus elaphus (red deer) is the source of this 1247-nucleotide messenger RNA. RefSeq names its product phosphomevalonate kinase (gene PMVK). The record is from RefSeq and is a predicted model, not a curated record. Gene Ontology annotation, cellular component: cytoplasm. The transcript is spliced from 5 exons. Gene Ontology annotation, molecular function: phosphomevalonate kinase activity. Gene Ontology annotation, biological process: isopentenyl diphosphate biosynthetic process, mevalonate pathway; cholesterol biosynthetic process. Lineage: Eukaryota; Metazoa; Chordata; Mammalia; Artiodactyla; Cervidae. Bases 269 to 847 code for a protein of 192 amino acids.